CCCUGGUCGGACCAUGGAGUUGCUGUUGCUGGCAACCUCCGAUCGAAUCAAUUGAAUUUAAAAGUUAGUUUAAAAAUUCUUGUCGGAUCGAUCGGUCGUUACCGGGUUCCGCGGCGCGUUCUAUCAAUCCCCUUUACGUGCUGUUUUCUAGACUCCUUCCCUACUAAUCCCCGCACUUCCAACCCGCUGGCUACGCAACGACACCUGCAGCAGCCAUUCCUGCAGCAACCUAACCUGAGCCCAGGCGGUUGUGCAAUCGAGGGUAUAUAUAAUCCACCUGAAUAAUGAUCCGAAGCCGAGUCGGGAUGAUGUUUGCGCCAGCUUUAAUCCUCGCCACCUGCCUGCUGAUCCCUGUCCAAGGAACGCUACUGGAGUGGGACUUUGCCGUCACACUGAGGACAAAGAUCCAGUUCAUGGACAGUUCGUGGCAGACGAUAGCCACCGCUGCCCACGAGUUUGACGAGCUGUCUGCCUUAACUUUUGACGAGUCCGAGGAGCUGAUCUACUUUAAUGACCUGAAGCACCAGAAUGGCAGCAUAUUCUCCCUGAAAAGAGACUUCCUCGCUGCCUCCCACGUUGCGGAGCAGACGAUUGCACGCACUGGGAAUGAAUCUGUGGCCGGAUUGGCCUACGAUCCGCUGACCAUGAACCUCUUCUGGUCGGACACCCAGCAAAGGAAGAUCUUCUUUGCGCCCAUCCACGGAUCGGCGCCACCAAAGGUCCUGGUAGAUCUAAGCGCGGAGGGUGGACGACCGGAUGGCGUGGCCGUAGAUGUGUGCCGCCGGAAGCUGUACUGGACCAACUCGAACAUCACGCAUCCCACCGUGGAACGCAUUAAUCUGGAUGGCAGCAAUCGAACCGUGAUCAUCAAUACCGCCAUCGACAUGCCAAGGGGUAUUGUGGUGGACCAGCUGUCGGAUCGUCUCUUUUGGAUCGACGACCUCAAGGGUGUGUUCUUUGCGGUGGAAAGCUCCAAAUUGGACGGCACGGAUCGCCAGGUUGUGCUGAAGGACAAGCACCACGAACCCCUUAAUCUGGCAGUGACCAACAAUGCCAUUUACUGGACAGAUCGGACCACAAGGGCGGUUUGGAGUCACCCAAAAGUGCCGGUGAUCAAGGUCACCACUACUUCCAAGCCGGAGGAGCAGGAGGACUCCACAGAUCCCACGGACUUUAAGCCCGAAAGUGAUCCGGAGCCGGCGGCGGAGGAUUGCCCACUGGUGCGCGUAGCUAACCUAAGCGAGGAGGCCCGAGGAAUCGUGGCGCGAACAGGUUUCUACCAGAGACUCCAGAAGGACCACCACUGCGCCAGCAUAGUGCGCAAGGUGAAGGAACGAUUGGAUGAGCAGAGCAGGAAGAUGGUAAUUCGCAACCUGGUGGACCAGAAGAUCAAAAUACUGGAAGACGAGCGCUGCAUGAAUGGAGGCGAAUACAAGGCGAAAACGGAUCUGUGCAUCUGUCCCACUGGUUUCAAGGGAUCCCGUUGCGAGGUUCGCGAGUGCCACAACUACUGUGUCCACGGCACCUGCCAGAUGUCCGAAUUCGCGUACCCCAAGUGCUACUGCCAGCCGGAAUUCACGGGCGAGCGCUGUGAGAUCAGCAAGUGCUCCGGACUGUGCCUUAACGGCGGUCAUUGUCGUGUGUCCAAGGACGAGAAGGAACCGCCCAGCUGUGAGUGCCCAGCUAAGUUUGGAGGAGCCCGCUGCGAGCAGAACUCCACGGAGAUCUGUGCCCUCUUCUGCCGUCUGCUGAAGCACGAACCUAAUACCUAUGUGCCUUUUGGUUGCCAUGACAUCUGCGAGGAACUGGCCCAGACCAACAGCACCAUCUUUGCCAUCCCUCAGUACACGCACUUGGAGGUGUGCCUCACGCCCAAGGUGUGGACCAGCAGUGUGAUCAUCAUCUUGGUCGUGGGCAUCGUGUCUAGCCUACUACUGACCGCUGUAAUUGUCCACGGAAUUCGUCGCUUGUACAAACCGAAGAGACCUCGCAUCAGGAAGACGUUUGUGGUGCGCAAGCAGGCUAGGACCAACUCCGCCGGAGACACGCCACUAACCAACCGGCCACUAGCCACCGAGCAGUGCGAGAUCACGAUAGAGAACUGCUGCAACAUGAACAUUUGCGAAACGCCCUGCUUCGAUCCCAAGCUGGUGGAGCAGUCGCUGUCGAAGUCCGGCUGCAAGGAGGACAAAAAGAUACUCAUCCACAACAUGGAGGAUGAUCUGUACUAGGGCGCGGGAGGCGGAGAUCGACCUGCCUGCCCCCUGCAAACCAAACCUUGUGAUAGUCGUCGUCGUCGAGUGCGGAUUGGUAUUCGAGCUUGAAAAGCUGCUGCCCGCCCGGCCCUCGACCCCGUUAGCCGCCAAGGUGCUCACCCAGGCAACCAGCAACAACUAGAAACCAACAGCCACCAGCACUAUGCAACAAGCAACAUGCAGCACCUGCAACACCUGCAGCAACAGCAACUUAAAAACUGAUGGAGCCUGGGCACUUAAAACUCGCCAAACCAAACCAAACCAUUUACUUAAGCCGAAGCAACAUGUGUACUUAGAAGAUCCUGGGAACGUGCUUCGGUCUCGUUAAUUUAUUCGUAGGAUCAUUUUCAUCCCAGGACUAGGAUUUAUAAUAGCUCAAAGCUCCAUUUAAUUUUUACAAAUUUUGGAUUUUUUUGAAUUUUUAUUUGGUUUUUAUUUUGAAUUCGUCAUGUUGAAAUGAAAGCAAGUCGCGCGACUGACAAUUAGCUUUAAAAAAGGAAUACGCACGGAUACCAACAGCCUGUAGAUCGUAAGCGGACACAUAGACCAUUGUGAUUACUUACCUAAGCUGUUGUAUCUUACCCAUUCAACUGAGUCAUGUUCAAGUUCCUGCUCCCCUUUGUUAUGAAAAAGUGAAACUAAAAAUACAAAUAAAUACCCCCUCCCACUAAUCUUUGCUAAAUCUUGCCUGAUCGGGUGAUCCCUUCCCUUAACUCCCCUCCUUCCCAUCGUGCACUAGUUAAGAAAAGUCAAAAAAAAUAACCCAAAAAAAAAAACUCCCAGAAAGAUCGAGAGUUGUACAUAUUAAUGCAUAGUUUAAUUUUAGUCGUAGUCCUUAAGAAAAGGGUUGAAUAAAGAAAAACUACAUGCAGUUGUAAA
This is a messenger RNA of Drosophila elegans, 3134 nucleotides long. RefSeq names its product protein cueball (gene cue). The record is from RefSeq and is a predicted model, not a curated record. The transcript has 4 exons. Bases 285 to 2231 code for a protein of 648 amino acids. NCBI's taxonomy places the organism in Eukaryota, Metazoa, Arthropoda, Insecta, Diptera, Drosophilidae.